This is a messenger RNA of Sceloporus undulatus (fence lizard), 3384 nucleotides long. RefSeq names its product 5-methyltetrahydrofolate-homocysteine methyltransferase reductase (gene MTRR). Lineage: Eukaryota; Metazoa; Chordata; Lepidosauria; Squamata; Phrynosomatidae. Gene Ontology annotation, biological process: homocysteine metabolic process. The transcript is spliced from 15 exons. The coding region runs from base 150 to 2195 and encodes 681 amino acids. Gene Ontology annotation, cellular component: cytosol. The record is from RefSeq and is a predicted model, not a curated record. Gene Ontology annotation, molecular function: FMN binding; [methionine synthase] reductase (NADPH) activity; flavin adenine dinucleotide binding.
CUCCUCGGCCACUUCCGCCGAGACAGAGCCCUCCUCCUCCUCCUCCUCCUCCUGGCUUCCUCUCGGCGGCGUCUCCGGAACGGAGGAGGGUCUGGGGCCUGGGCUGGCAGCAGGAGCCGGGAAGCGUGGCUGGUGUUGAUCCUUGAAAGAUGUGUUGUAAAACAAAGAAGAGGUUUUUGCUUCUAUAUGCAAGCCAGAAGGGCCAGGCAAAAGCCAUAGCAGAGGAAAUUUGGCAGCAAGCAAAGGAGCACGAGUUUGAAGCUGAUAUUCACUGCAUCAGUGAGUCAGAUAAGUACAACCUGGACAAUGAAAAUGAUCCUGUGGUUAUUGUUAUUUCUACAACUGGAACAGGAGAGCCACCAGACACAGCAAUCAAGUUUGUUAAGGAAAUUAAUGACAAAACAUUGCCAGUGGAUCACUUCUCCCAUUUACGAUAUGGAUUGCUAGGUCUGGGAGACUCUGAAUACACCUUCUUUUGCAAUGGUGGAAAAAUAGUAGACAGACGACUUCAGGAGCUGGGAGCACAACGUUUUUGUGAGAUGGGACAAGCUGAUGAUGCUGUAGGUUUGGAAUUAGUAGUUGAACCAUGGAUUGCUAACCUUUGGAUUGCCCUCAAUCAAGAAUUUUCAUCAAAAAAAGAAGACACAAACCAUAAUACAUCUCCUUGUGCCAACACAGUUUCUAACUUAUGCGUAGUUUCCAAAGUAGAAUGUUUGAAAAUAGAGGAUUCUGAAUUGAAGACUGGUCUUUUAACCAAAGCAAAUAUUUCCUCAAAACUUUCCACUCAACACUCUCAGCCUUCACUUUCUCAAUCUGUACCUCCACUUUCACAGUCCACUCUCAAUGUUCCUGCUUUACCUCCAGAAUACCUGGAACUGUGUUUUCAAGAAAGCUCUGACCAGGAUACUGGCCUGCCUUGUGUUUCAGAGAGCUCCGUUUUCCAAGUUCCUGUCACCAAGGCUGUUCAACUUACUAAGGAUGAUGCAAUAAAAAAGACUUUGCUGGUAGAACUUGAUAUAUCUAAAACAACAUUUAGCUAUCAUCCUGGAGAUGCCUUUAAUGUAAUAUGUCCCAACUAUACCAGUGAGGUUGAUGAACUUCUCAGUAUCUUGGGUCUCUUGGAGAAGAAAGAUUUCUUUGUGUGCUUGAAGGUUAAAUCAGGCACUAAAAAGAGAGGAGCGGCUUUGCCACAACACAUACCUGAAAAGAGUACUGUGAAAUUCAUUUUGACAUGGUGUCUGGAAAUAAGAGCAGUUGUCAAAAAGGCAUUUUUGCGGUCUCUGGUAGAAUAUACUACUGAUAUUGGAGAAAAAAGGAGACUUCAAGAGUUGUGUAGUAAGCAAGGAUCCUCUGAUUAUAACACUUUCAUAAGGAAUGCUGGUGUCUGUUUGUUGGAUUUACUUCAUACUUUCCCAACUUGCCAGCCUCCACUUAGUCUUCUGAUUGAACAUCUUCCAAAAUUACAGGCCAGACCUUACUCAGCUGCAAGCUCUAGUUUAUAUCACCCUGGAAAGAUGAUCUUCAUCUUUAACAUUGUGGAGUUCGCAUCUCAUGUAGGUGAACUGCGAAGAGGGGUUUGUACUGGCUGGUUGGCCAACUUGGUUGCCCCAAUCCUUCAGUCAAGUACAAAGGGUGAUGAAGUCCUCAUUCCAGAGAUCUCCAUAUCUUCUCGUCUGACCAACAGUUUUCAUUUACCAGACAAUCCAUCAAUUCCUUUUAUUAUGAUUGGUCCAGGAUCUGGAAUUGCACCAUUUAUCGGCUUUCUGCAACAUAGACAAAAGCUCAAAGAAAACCACAAAGAUUGGAUUUUUGGAGAGACAUGGUUAUUUUUUGGCUGUCGCCACAAAGCCAGAGAUUACUUGUUUGAAGAUGACCUCAAGCUCUUUGUUGAGAAUGGCACUUUAACUCACCUGAGUGUUUGUUUUUCAAGAGACACCCCAGCUAUGGUACAAAACACCACUCCUAAAUAUGUUCAAGAUAAUCUUCGUCUUUUUUCUAAAGAGAUUAGUAGGAUUCUGCUGCAAGAGAAGGGGUAUUUUUAUGUCUGUGGAGAUGCCAAGAAUAUGGCUAAAGAUGUAAAUGAUGCUUUAGUGGAUAUCUUAAUCACUGAGAAAGGAAUUGAUAAACUGGAAUCCCUGAAUAUUUUGGCUAUGUUAAGAGAUGAAAAGAGGUAUCUGCAAGACAUCUGGGCAUAAGAACUGGUGGCACUCCCUUGAUCUUCAGUCUGGGUUAUUUUAAAUCACUAAACAAUUUAAAAGGACAGCCCUUUAAGUUUACAUUCUAGUCACACAAGUCAUCUCACACCAAAUGUGUAUUUUUUCCUAGUCAAAAACUAUGUCAGCCACAGAGAGCUUUUUCACGACCCAUUUUUUUCAGGAAUGAAAUCAGUUGGUGCCUCCUAAUUUUUCAGUAAUGCAGCUUCUGUCAGUGCCUUUUCUUUUCUGAGCAAACGUCGACAGAUUGAAUUUAUUUUGGCUUGGAGUACUGGAUAAAGCAAACAUUAUCAAACAUACUGGUCUGUCUGUUACAGUGGCUUUGAUAAGCUCUAAAUUGGAUGUAUUUGGGGGGAAGGUAACAUAUGUAGCACUCAUCGCUAUGGAUAACUUUUUGUUAUUGAGUGACAAAUGGAGAGAGUAAACAGACUUUUUAAGAAUACUGUAGAGAGUUGGAUGGGUAGUACGUGAGUUUUCAUGGUGAUCAUUUCACGGAUCCUUAUCCUUGGAUCUCAGGGUUGUGGUUUGUUUGUUUUCAUUUUGAGAACACACACUUUGAGAUAAAAGCUAAAAAUAUUGAACAGCUAAGCAUAGCUUAUGUAUUACUUGUUUAAAAGUUCCACUGAGUUCAAUGGGAGUUACACCCAAAUAACAAUGUAAGUUUGCAGUCUUAAUAUGCCUAUGUAAAAGUUGAAACCAGAGUGGAUUGAUUUUUUUAAAAAAAAUCAGGAGUUGUUUAAAUAACUGCAAAAAUGGGAGGUUUAAAUCAUUGAUAUACAUUGUAAUAUCAGUGUUGUAAUUCAUUUGAAUAAUCAGUGCAAUUUUUAAAAAAUACUGGAUUUUCCACUGAUUUUUUUUAAAGGAAAAAAGUACUAAUUUGAUGCUGCAUUCCAUGUUUGGAAUUGCAGCAUCAAUGUGGCUUGUGAAGAUUUAGAAUUAAUUAUGUAUAUUAAAAAUUAUUUGACCGCACUAUUUUUCAGUUCUCAUGCUGGGAUCAUGAGUUUUAAAUGCAAUGAGUACCAUGCAAAAUGAUUUGGGUGGGUGUUAAGCAUACGGUUAACUAUAAUUUUAAAACAGUAGGUAUAAGGAUAGAAAUUGCCUGGAUUAUGCCCAAUGUUUCUGAGAAUGUCCAAACUAUUUUCAUUUAUAAUAAACAUUUUAAAACUCUGAA